Messenger RNA from Oreochromis aureus, 3444 nucleotides. It is a transcript of the gene atxn3, whose product is annotated as ataxin 3. Bases 126 to 1169 code for a protein of 347 amino acids. The transcript is spliced from 11 exons. Gene Ontology annotation, molecular function: cysteine-type deubiquitinase activity. NCBI's taxonomy places the organism in Eukaryota, Metazoa, Chordata, Actinopteri, Cichliformes, Cichlidae. Gene Ontology annotation, cellular component: nucleus. Gene Ontology annotation, biological process: protein deubiquitination. The record is from RefSeq and is a predicted model, not a curated record.
UACGACCAGAACCUUUCGCCGGUGCUGGUGCUGUAUGAGCCCAGCCACUAGAUGGCGCCGGUCGAGAUUGUUCCGUACACAGCGGGGCUGGAGGUCAGAGUUGAACGUUUGACAGAAAGCUGAACAUGGAUUCCAUAUUUCACGAGAAACAAGAGGGCUCCCUUUGCGCCCAACACUGUCUUAACAACCUGCUACAAGGAGAGUAUUUCACUCCUGUGGAUCUAUCCUCAAUUGCUCAGCAGCUCGAUGAAGAGGAGAGGAUGAGGAUGGCAGAGGGAGGUAUGGCCAGCGAGGAGUACAGGACCUUCUUACAGCAACCAUCAGGAAACAUGGACGACAGUGGGUUCUUUUCCAUACAAGUAAUUAGCAAUGCUCUUCGAGUGUGGGGCUUGGAGCUAAUCCUCUUCAACAGCCGCGAGUACCAGAGCCUGAUGAUAAAUCCAAUAAAUGAAAAAGCCUUCAUUUGCAACUACAAGGAGCACUGGUUCACUAUACGCAAACUUGGACAACAGUGGUUUAACUUGAAUUCCCUUUUGACUGGACCAGAAUUGAUAUCAGACACCUAUCUAGCCCUUUUCCUUGCACAGUUACAACAAGAAGGGUAUUCCAUAUUUGUGAUCCGAGGAAACCUUCCCGAGUGCGAAGCAGAGCAGAUUCUUGGAAUCAUGAGGGUCCAGCAGCAGCAGCGGCCCAGACUGAUUGGAGAGGAGGAGGCCCAGACUAGUUCAGGCAGGUCAGUUGCUCUGGGCCAAUCAGAGAUGGGCUUUGGUGUGGAGGAUGAAGUUGUGGAUGAAGAUGAAGAACUGAAGAGAGCUUUAGCACUCAGUAGACAGGACAUAGAUGUGGAAGAUGAAGAAGCUGAUCUUCGCAGGGCCAUACAGCUCAGUAUGCAAGGAGCAGUUAUGUGCAACAAGUCUUCAGAGUGUGAAGUGGGAAAUGUAAAAUCAGGGAGCCAAGCAGCAGGAAGUGCUGCAAGAGAACAGAGAGAAGGCCACAAUGAGACACUUACAGCUGAGGAACUGAGGAAGAGAAGACAAGCCUACUUCGAUCGGCAGCAGCAACAAACUCAGACAAACAUUCCUCAACCAAAAGAUACACAACCAACUGGAAGCUCAGGUUCAGUAAACGCUGGCUGUGAAGGGGACCAACAACCAAAGCCCAGCCAGUGAAGUUGUGAAAGGUUUGCCUAUAUUGUUUACCAGCUGCCUGGAUUGGCAACCCGGUACAGGGUUAGCUUUUCUCCCUCCUCUAACCUUUUGCACAUGCGGACCUGAGGACAGUCAGAAGGCUUACUCCUGGUUAGUUCACUGACUAUAAAGGCUAUAAAGAAGAGGCAGCACUUAAUCCGGCUCAGUGAAGUACUGAGAUGGGGAAAAGAUUGACGAGACUCAUGAUGCAGUUAAUCCAAGUUUGCGAUUGCCUUUUUAACCAUGGCGCCUUCUCUUUCUAUUGUAUACAGUUUUGUAUUCUUUUUUUUUGGCUUUUUUUUUGGCUUUGUCUGUUUUUUGUUUGUUUGUUUGUUGGGUGAAAGACAAGCUACCCCUGAAUAUCACAGGAAGGGUGUGUUUUGUUAUUUUGUGGUGAUGACAUGCUGACACAGGCAUUCUAUGAAAGCCAUAUGAGACCAAUGCUUUGGACCAUAGAUAAAAGCUUUUAAAGCUCUUUUCACAUAUGGGAUAUAUAAUGUUGCUGGCUUCAUCAGUAUGUUAAAAACGAUGCUGUUGUGUCAUUCAGAGAAAGGUCACUUUUACAUUAAUGUUUCUCACUGCUUCAUUCAGACAUGACCACAACAGAGACACAGAGAAACGCAGUAUGCACAUGACAUUUGGCAUAUUGUCAGCACUGACUCUAGUGAAGUGUCAUCAUAUCCUUGAAUAUAUGUUCUUCAGCUACAGAGCAGGAUCUGUGUAUGUGUGUCCUGCACAUUGCUGCAAGAUGUGAGAGCUGCCCCCAACCCUUGCAGACAGGCUUGAGAGAAAUCACACUUCUAGAUUGGGAGUAGCAAAAAUGCUUAAAUCUUAUUGCAGACAUACAUCCUAUUGCUCUUUAUGGUGUUCUUUAGUUAACUGACCAAACUUGAAAGAUUAAAGAGAGGCACACACGGCUAUAUUCUCGUGCAUGUGCCUUUCUGUUAAUGCGACUGCGUGCUGAAAGCUACACAUAAAUCAUACUAAAGCUGACCUAUUAAGUUUGCCAUUGCAGCUCAUACAGAAACGUGACCAGGGUGCUCAAUCAGACAUGGAGUCUGAUUUAGAUGUCAUCAGAUUAAUUGAAAAGAAGAGGUGUUCUAAAAAGGGGGCCAAUGACAGUGAGUCCUGCUUUUAUAGUAGACUUGUGUGUGUAGAACAAAAUGUGAUAAUGUGGAAAAAAGAAACGUUCACAUUACCAGAAAAAAAGAUCCUUCUUAAAACUUUUACUAGCAUUAACAUCUGUGGGUUAUUUAUUCUUUACAUCAUCAACCUCGAUACAUGACAGUCUACAGGUGGUCUCCCCAGGCAUUUAGAGAGCUGCAUAUUUUGGAUGUCGUGGCUUUAUUACUUAUAAGUAUGCAUGUAGGCAUAAUGAAACGUAUGAUUAGGCAAGGCUUACAGACACAAUUUAAGGGUGUCUUGUCCUUUUUGAUCAGAUUGAUGAAAAAAAAUUGUGUAGGACUUUUUGCUGAAUUUAAAUUGCUUAUCACUGAUGCAUUGUUUUUUCUUAUUUUUGUCCAGAAUAAGUGGGGAACAAAGAAGCAUCAUGUAAACAUGAAUAGUUCCAGCAGUGUAUGAUCACACAAGCCAAAAUUCUGGCAUUUCCAGACUUGUUUUGGUUUCUUUUUUUUUUUUUUUUUGAUCUUUGGGGGUUUUUUGGGGGGGACACACGUUAGAAAAUCAAAGAUUCAUUGGUUUCAUUUAUUUGCUGAUUAUGACCUUGAAAAUGGAAAAAAAAUCAACUUCAGUAAAUGAAGAAAAUGUCAAAAAUGUGUCACGUCACCUACCCUUUGAGGAAGUGGUUGAUUUGACUUAUUCUCACUUAUUUUUCUCUACAGGACCGUAAUGUCCUGAGAGUGAGAAUCUGUCCUUGUGACUACACCAAACUACAGCAUUAAAACACUUUACAUUCAUUCAGAACAUUGAACUGACCAUUCAGCGCAAAUGUGUCUUGAUGCCUUCACUAACAUGUUGGAUGUCAUGCAAAGUUUGGCUUAUUGUGCUGGAUGAUUUUUUAGAAGAUUCCAAGAUUUUGUUGCUGUUCUGUUUCCUUUGGAUCUGCUAUUUUUUUUUUCUAUUUAAAAUGCACUUGUGAAAAAUUAGAAAAUGUUGGUAGUUGGGGUUUUUUUUAUUAUUAUUUUAUUCACUGUGUUCUUAAAUUCAUUAUUUUUGUUAUACUUCAUGUUAGAACAGCACAUUCUUUUGUUUAAUAUAUUGGUUCUCGUUCCAGGAUUAAAGUGAAAUUCACUCCCAA